Penicillium waksmanii is the source of this 336-nucleotide messenger RNA. RefSeq names its product DNA-directed RNA polymerase II core subunit RPB9. The coding region runs from base 1 to 336 and encodes 111 amino acids. Gene Ontology annotation, molecular function: DNA-directed RNA polymerase activity. The record is from RefSeq and is a predicted model, not a curated record. The transcript is spliced from 2 exons. Gene Ontology annotation, cellular component: RNA polymerase II, core complex. NCBI's taxonomy places the organism in Eukaryota, Fungi, Ascomycota, Eurotiomycetes, Eurotiales, Aspergillaceae. Gene Ontology annotation, biological process: transcription-coupled nucleotide-excision repair; transcription initiation at RNA polymerase II promoter; DNA-templated transcription.
AUGUCUGCCAGUCCAUCUCCCUCCGCCGGUGGUGACACCAAACCCUCCGACCAGAUCCACUUCCGUUUCUGCCGCGAGUGCUCUAACCUUCUCUACCCCAAGGAGGACCGCGAAACCAACACUCUUAAAUUCACCUGCCGCACCUGUCACGUCGGCGAGGACGCGACCUCCUACUGCGUCUACCAGAACAAGCUGAACAGCCAGGUUGGCGAUACCGCCGGUGUCACUACGGACGUCGGUUCCGACCCCACGGUUUGUCUCCCUGCUGUCUUGUCUGGUCUUUGUCUUUUCUGCGGUGUCCCGAUCGCCUGCGCCGUCUGCGAGGAUACACUUUGA